GGACACCAGUCGGAGGGUCUACGCAAGUACGGUGCCGCCUUCCCCGAGCAGCGCUGCUUCACCCUUGUCUUCAAGGGCAAGCGCAAGAACCUCGACCUGGCCGCCCAGGAUGAGAAGGACGCCCGUCAUUGGGUGCACGGGCUCAGCAAGCUGAUGGGGCGCCUCCAAGCCAUGAGUCAACCAGAGAAGCUCGACCACUGGAUCCAUGGGGUCCUGCAGCGAGCAGACAGGAACAAGGACAACAAGAUGUCCUUCCGGGAGGUGAAGAGCAUGCUGAGGAUGAUCAACAUCGACAUGGAUGACGGCUACGCCUACAAGCUCUUUAAGGAGUGCGACCGUUCGGGCGACGAGCGGCUGGAGGGCUGGGAAGUGGAGGAGUUUUGCCGACGGCUGCUGCGGCGGCCAGAGCUGGAGGAGCUUUUUGGGCAUUACUCGGGCGAGGACUGUGUCCUGUCGGCCGAGGAGCUGCGGGAUUUCCUCCGGGACCAGGGCGAGGACGCCAGCCUGAGCCAGGCCCGCGCCGUCAUCCGCACCUACGAGCUCAACGAGAAGGCACCCCGACAGGACCUGAUGAUGCUGGAUGGCUUCAUGAUGUACCUCCUCUCAGCCGCUGGUGACAUCCUCAACCAGGAGCACACCAAGGUGCACCAGGACAUGAGCCAGCCCCUGUGCCACUACUUCAUCUCCUCCUCCCACAACACCUACCUGACCCACAACCAGAUCGGUGGCACCAGCAGCACCGAAGCCUACGUCAGGGCGCUGAUGGCUGGAUGCCGUUGCGUGGAGCUGGACUGUUGGGAGGGCUCCGACGGGGAACCCAUCGUCUACCACGGCCACACGCUCACCUCCAAAAUCCUCUUCCGUGAUGUCAUCGAGAGCAUUCGUGACUACGCCUUCAAGCAAUCGCCCUACCCCGUCAUCCUGUCCCUGGAAAACCACUGUGGGCUGGAGCAGCAGGCCACCAUGGCCCGGCACAUGAAGGCCAUCCUGGGGGACAUGCUGCUGACACGGCCGCUGGAGGGGCAGGACUCCCACGACCUCCCGUCCCCGGAGCAGCUGAAGGGGAAGGUCCUGGUUAAGGGCAAGAAGCUGCCAGAGCCACGGCAUGAGCCCCAGGAUGGCACCUCCCUUCCGGACCCUGAGGAGGAGGAAGAGGAGGAGGAGGAAGAGGAGGAGAAGCUGCAGGAGAGAAGCAGCCGGCGGGACGCGUCACAGGUGGCCCCGGAGCUGUCAGCCGUGGUGGUGUACUGCCAGGCUGUGCCCUUCCCUGGCCUGACCCACGCCCUGCGCCACCCCCGGCCCUGCGAGAUGUCCUCCUUCAGCGAGAGGAAGGCUCGGAAGCUCAUCAAGGAGGCGGGCUCGGCACUGGCCCGCUACAACGCCCGGCAGCUCAGCCGCGUCUACCCGCUGGGGCUGAAGAUGAACUCCUCCAACUACAACCCCCAGGAGAUGUGGAACGCCGGCUGCCAGCUGGUGGCCCUCAACUUCCAGACGCCGGGCUACGAGAUGGACCUGAACACCGGGCGCUUCUUGGGCAACGGGGGCUGUGGCUACGUGUCUGUCCCCACACACAGCCACGUGCCACCCAUGUCCCUUCUCCCGGGCUCCGCCACCCCGCGGUGCCCCGUGCCACCGGCUCCCACCACCCCGUGUCCCCAGGUGAUCACGGCGCAGCAGCUGCCCAAGCUGAACCGGGAGAAGGGGAGCUCCAUCGUGGACCCCUUUGUGCGGGUGGAGAUCCACGGCGUCCCGGGCGACUGCAGCAAGCAGCAGACCCACCACAAGCUCAACAACG
Molecule: messenger RNA, 1795 nt
Organism: Tauraco erythrolophus (red-crested turaco)
Lineage: Eukaryota; Metazoa; Chordata; Aves; Musophagiformes; Musophagidae
Source: RefSeq, a predicted model, not a curated record